AUGAAGGGCAAAACAACUGGAGCAAAGAGGAUGAUCGAGGAUGUCAAUGCACAACGAGUUGCCUUCUCGAAACGGCGACCAGGACUCUUCAAGAAAGCAAGCGAACUAUGCACUCUUUGUGCCACUGAGAUGGCGAUUAUUCUCUUCUCUCCUAGCGGCAAGCCUUUCUCCUUUGGACACCCUUCUGUGGAUGCAGUCCUUGACAGGUUUGAGCAUCCACAGACGGUUUGUCCUACUGUCACUCAGGCUCAAACUAAUGGAGACCAAACCUUAGUUGAACUGAACAGACAAUACGCAGAUGUGCUCGAGCGACUGGAAGCCGAAAAGAAACGGGCAAAAGAGCUCCAACAUAUUAAGCCUCUGGAAAUCGAAAACCUUAGCUUCGAACAGUUAAUGGUAUUAAAGAAGGCGCUGGCAGAUCUCAAGGAAAAGGUGGACAAGAGAAGGAUGGAGCCCUUGGCAUUAGAAGCUUCAACUUCAACUCCUUGCGCAAGAGCUAUUGAUGCCUCUGUCAUUAGCCAAUUUGAUGGCAAACACUUCGAUCCUCGUGAAGCAAAUGUUGGUGAGGAGUAG
Messenger RNA from Eucalyptus grandis, 573 nucleotides. Its product is annotated as agamous-like MADS-box protein AGL61. The transcript has a single exon. The record is from RefSeq and is a predicted model, not a curated record. NCBI's taxonomy places the organism in Eukaryota, Viridiplantae, Streptophyta, Magnoliopsida, Myrtales, Myrtaceae. Gene Ontology annotation, molecular function: DNA-binding transcription factor activity, RNA polymerase II-specific; protein dimerization activity; RNA polymerase II cis-regulatory region sequence-specific DNA binding. Bases 1 to 573 code for a protein of 190 amino acids. Gene Ontology annotation, biological process: regulation of transcription by RNA polymerase II.